Moneuplotes crassus is the source of this 1300-nucleotide messenger RNA. The record is from the annotation of a GenBank genome assembly. Lineage: Eukaryota; Ciliophora; Spirotrichea; Euplotida; Euplotidae.
AUGAAAAGAAGCAGCACAGAAAUAAAAAGAUUUGCAAGAACAGACAAAGGAUUUUCAGAGCUUUCCCAACUGAAGAAGAAAAACCUUAGCGCUCUCGUGAGCAAAGGCAAAGUCUGCAAAGAUGGGUUCUUCUCAUUCUCGUAUAUAUCAUAUGAGGUGCAGCUGAACCCUAUUGGUUGGUGUGUGAGAAGAAAAGAGUCAGACUUCAUUUUUCUGAGAGAUUACUUGAGGAAGAAAUACCCUCAACAUUUCGUCCCUCCACUAGUUCUGACUAAUGAUAAAAGUUCAGAAUCUUCUCUGAGAAAAAAAGAAAAGUAUUUCUCUAGGUUCUUAAUAAACGUCUUACGUAACCCCGAUCUUAGAGGCUCUUACUUCCUUCAAGAAUUCCUUAAUACUGAGAACCAAGAAGCCUUUGAGAGGUUGAUGGAGCAACGUAAAUAAAGAAAAGAUGCCUGAAACUUUGGAUAAGUACACUACUCUUCAUGGAAAAGCUAAUAUUAAAUCAAAGACAAAAACUUGGCAGUUCUGCUCCCAGAUUCCCUCUUUUUCUAAGAACUAUGAAAGAUUGAACCACAAGAUAGCCUCAACCAGCAAGGUCCUGGUUGAUCAAUUCAAAGCUUUGACUGUUACUAUGGAUGAAUUAUCAUCCUAUUUUGAUGAACUAGGUGAUUUGUAUAAAGACACUGAUCAAGACAUGCAAGACAUGCUAGACAUAAACAAGUCAAUUUCCGCCUUGCUCUCCUCCUGGAGUGACUCCUACCACGGCCAAAGUAACAUCCUCAAAAAUUGGUUCCCAAGAUUCUUCAAGUAUAACAUGAACGAGCACAUCUCAAUGAUUGAAAUAUACAAUCACCGAAAUAUGACUAAGACCCAGUUCGCCAAGAUGCAGACCAACCUAGAAGCCACUAAAAACUCACUGUAUGCAGAAAGAGAUUUCGACAAGUGGGGACUCAGCCCUGAAGAUACUGAAAAUAUAGACGAGAUUGAUAAAGAUGAGUACCUUGCAAAGUCCAAGAUGUUACCCGAAGAAACCACACAGCUUAAUAGCAAGAAACUCCUGCUGAAUUAUCUUAAUAAUACCUUGGAAACGGAGAUUAGGAGAGUACUGAAGUAUAAUUUUAAGGACCUUAAAGGCCACUUUUUGAGAAUUGCAGACCAGAUGUGCCAAAUUCUUACCAACACUCAGAUAGUUUGGGGAGAUUUCAUUGCCCAUUACGUAGAAGAGAAGGAAGCUAGUUCGGAUGAGGAGUACAUCUCCUGCUUCAACCCCAUUAAGAGACAGAAGACAUUUUCAACAUAA